Molecule: messenger RNA, 1202 nt
Organism: Austrofundulus limnaeus
Lineage: Eukaryota; Metazoa; Chordata; Actinopteri; Cyprinodontiformes; Rivulidae
Gene: colec10
Product: collectin sub-family member 10 (C-type lectin)
Exons: 7
Coding region: 133-1074 (313 amino acids)
Biological process (GO): ossification
Molecular function (GO): growth factor activity
Source: RefSeq, a predicted model, not a curated record
UGACAAGUCAGUGAUAAGACACGAUACACAAGUGUGUGAAUGUGUGUGUGUGUGUGUGUGUUUCUGUCACUUCUAUAAACAAAAGUUCAACUUUUUUCUUUCUCAGACUUUUAGCAGAAUGUUUUCCCGUUGAUGCUGUGCUUUAUCCUGGUUAUGAUCCUGCCUUGGCAUAGUAUCCGUCUGCUAAAACAAACCAAAAGAUCAGGAUUGUCUGCAGUGACCUGCGGUUGUUUGAGGAUGUCUCGGCCGUUGACGCUAUGCAUGUUAUUUGCCACAUUCAGCUACAUCUUUGCAUCUACAGAAGUUUGCACCAAUUCUUUCUUACCAGGAGCAAAAGGAGACCAAGGUGAGGCCGGAGAGGUUGGGGAGCAGGGCAAACUGGGGAAGACUGGACCACCAGGGCAUUCAGGUGUACCAGGAGAACCCGGACUGAAAGGAGAAGUGGGUCAGACCGGAAAGAUGGGGCCCUUUGGGGACAAAGGUGACAAAGGCCAGAAAGGUUUUACUGGAGCAGUCGGUCUGAAAGGGAAAACUGGUACAACAUGUGACUGUGGGCGGUACAGAAAGGUGGUUGGACAGCUGGAUGUCAGUGUAGGGAAGCUCAGGAAAGCCGUCCAGUUUGUGAAAAAUGUUGUCUUGAGCUUGAAGGAGACAGAGGAGAGCUACUAUCUUCUUGUGAAGGAGCCAAAGAGGUUCAGAGAAGCUUCUGUGAACUGCAAGCUGAGAGGAGGAACUCUGGCCAUGCCUAAAACCAGCAACAUUAACCGCCUCCUGGCAGACUUCAUCAGUCAGGCAGGACUGACAAGGGUGUAUGUGGGGGUGCAGGCCCAAAGCACAGACUCCAAUGGAACGAUCAGUUAUGUUUAUGCAGACUCCAGUCCUCUGCAGGAGUUUGCUGCUUGGAGCCAAGGAUCCCGAUUAUCUCCCACCACAAACUCCAGCUGCGUGGAGAUGCUCAGCACUGGGACGUGGACUCACAUGGAGUGUGAAACCACCUUGUUUUUCAUCUGCGAGUUUCCAAAGACCAGUAGGGGAGGAGGAGAAGGAGGAAGAGGGCCGCCUGCUUUGGCUUAAUAAUGCUGAUUCAGCAUGCGCACAAUUACAGGCCAAGCAUUUUUUCUAUUGGAUCGUACACUCACCGGCCACUUUAUUAGGUACACCUGUCCAACUGCUCGUUAACACUUAAUUUCUAAUCAGCCAAU